Thyridium curvatum is the source of this 3594-nucleotide messenger RNA. RefSeq lists its product as uncharacterized. Gene Ontology annotation, molecular function: copper ion binding; ATP hydrolysis activity; ATP binding. Gene Ontology annotation, biological process: copper ion homeostasis; monoatomic cation transport. NCBI's taxonomy places the organism in Eukaryota, Fungi, Ascomycota, Sordariomycetes, Thyridiales, Thyridiaceae. The coding region runs from base 1 to 3594 and encodes 1197 amino acids. Gene Ontology annotation, cellular component: membrane. The transcript has a single exon. The record is from RefSeq and is a predicted model, not a curated record.
AUGAAAGGAGACUCGCGACCGCGCGCGUCGGCUCCCCUGAGCAGGACGACUCUCUUGGUCCCCAGCAUCCACUGCCCGACAUGCACAUCCUUCAUCGAGGCCCUUCUUACCUGCCUGGAUCCCAAGAUACGGAGCGUCGAGACCUCGAUUGUGAACCAUAGCGUUACCGUCGCUCACGAGCCCGAUUUCGACAUCAACAAAGCGGCAGAUGCCCUCAUCGAGAAUGGCUACGGCGUCGAUAGCAUCUUUCCCGAGGACGACCCAUCCCGGGAUGAAUUUCCCUCCGACGAGGCUCCGGACUUAGCCGACGACACAUUUCCCCUCCCUUGGCUCGGCCGAGCCCUGCACACCUGGAGUCGCCGUAGCCGAGCCGAGUUGGACGAGGAGACCACCAGGCGGCGCCAUGCCGAGCACUGCAAGCCUUGCCGGGAAGCACUACAGGAAGCUGCAUCAGGCGACAAACUAAAACCCUCGACAUCCAAGGCCUCUAGUGAGCAAGAACAAUCUGCCCUCGUGGUUACGACCGGCAAGUCAGAUGUGCCAAAACUACGCCGAGCUGUCCUUUCCGUCGAUGGGAUGAGCUGCAGCUCAUGCGUCAGCAAGAUCACAGGGACUCUCGAGGAAAUCUCCUGGGUCAAGUCUGCUAGCGUUGCCCUCCUCACCCGCUCGGCUAAUGUGGAGUUCUAUGAGGUGGGCGACCCGCAGAAGCUCGUUGAUGCCAUCGAUGACAUCGGAUACGAAGCCGCCAUAGAGGAAGUUGGUGAUGUUGAAGAACCGGCCAAAGCUCAGAAGAAGGGCGACAGGUGCCAGGCUUCAUUCACGAUCAGCGGCAUGUCAUGCAGCUCGUGCGUCGGCAAAAUCACACAUUCUCUCGAAUCGCUGCCUUGGAUAUCGGAUGUCAACGUGAACCUGGUCACGCACAAUGCCACUGUCGUCUUUGAAGGGCGGGAUCGAGUCGAAGACAUCAUCGCGGCCAUCAAGGAAGACGGCUACGACGCAACUCUCAACAAUAUUGAAGAUCUCGGACAAGAGCAAGAGAAGACCACCAAGCGAACUGUGGCGGUGCGCAUCGAUGGAAUGUACUGUCAACAUUGCCCCAGCAAGGUGACUGCGGCACUGCAGCAAUUUGGAGACCGAGUAUCUGUGGGCAAAUCACCGACUCUUGAGCGGCCCAUCAUGUCGUUCACUUACCAACCCGACGCGCCGGACUUCACUGUGAGAGCUAUUCUGGCCGAAAUCUCUGGUGCCGAUCCCGCUUUCUCCCCCGCCAUCUAUCAUCCACCCACAGUAGAGGAGCGAUCACGACAAAUGCUCGCACGAUCCCGCCGCCGUCUUUUCUAUCGAGUUCUGCUUGCAGUUGCGGCAGCCAUCCCCUCUCUCAUCAUUGGCAUCGUAUACAUGAACCUCCUAUCCUCGGACAAUCCUGGUAAACACUACCUUAUGGAGCCCUUGAAAGGUGUCUCCCGAGCCGAGUGGUCCCUCCUAGUCAUCGCCACACCCGUCUACUUCUUUUGCGCGGACGUCUUUCACCGGCGCACCAUCAAGGAGCUAUACGCUCUAUGGAGACCGGGAAGUUCAGUCCCCAUACUCAGGCGCUUCUAUCGCUUCGGCAGCAUGGACAUGCUCGUUUCUUUUGCCACCUCGGUGGCCUACUGGGCUUCGAUCGCCGAGAUCAUCGUCGCCACGACGAUGCCCGAAGGGGACCACAUGAAGGGCAUGACCCACCUCGACUCGGUCGUCUUCCUCACCAUGUUCCUCCUGAUAGGGCGGUUGAUCGAGGCGUACAGCAAGGCAAAGACGGGCGAAGCCGUGACCAAGCUCGGAAGCCUCCGUCCCAAGAGCGCCAUGCUCGUCACACCGGCUCGAAGCAAGGACGAGACUGAGCAGACGGAGACCGUCAGCAUCGACAUGAUUGACACCGGCGACCUGGUCCGUGUCGUGCACGGUGGCUCUCCCCCAUGGGAUGGCAUCCUCACCCACGGCGAGGCUGAGUUCGUAGAGUCGAGCCUCACGGGAGAGUCGAAGCCUGUCAAAAAGGCAGUUGGAGAUCCUAUCUAUGCCGGGACGGUGAAUAAGGGCGGACCCAUCACCAUGCGCAUCACUGGCGCUUCCGGCGAUUCUCUACUCGACCAGAUCAUCAAGGUGGUCAGAGAAGGCCAGGCUCGCCGUGCCCCGAUCGAGCGGGUGGCUGAUAAGAUCACGGGAUACUUCGUCCCCGUCGUCACCCUCCUGGCCAUCGCAACCUGGCUGAUUUGGCUUGGCCUCGGGGUCUCUGGUCGACUGCCCCAGGACUAUCUCACAGUCUCUGUCGGUGGCUGGCCUUACUGGUCUCUGCAGUUCGCCAUCGCCGUGUUUGUCAUCGCGUGUCCUUGCGGCAUCGGCUUGGCUGCCCCUACGGCUCUGUUCGUCGGCGGAGGCCUGGCUGCACAGCAUGGAAUCCUUGCCAAAGGUGGCGGUGAGGCCUUCCAGGAAGCGAGCCACAUCGACAUCAUCGUGUUCGACAAGACCGGAACAUUGACAGAGGGCGGGGAGCCCAAAUUGACGGACCACCGAUUCUUCCUCUCAAAGGCGUCCCAAAUAGACAAGGCUACGGCUCUUGGCUGCGUCAAAGAGCUGGAAGGGAAUAGCAGUCAUCCUAUCGCAAAAGCGGUUGUUGCAUUCUGCGACUCGAGGCACCUGUCUGGGACAAAGUUUAAGCCCAAGAAGAUUCAGGAGAUUGCCGGCAAAGGUAUGAAAGGGCUCUUCGAAGUGUCAUCGCAAUCUGGCACGCUCGAGGUCAUUGUCGGCAACGAGGCACUCAUGAAGGACCACGGUGUAGUGGUGGAGCAAUCUGCUCUAGACGAGCUCGACACUUGGAAGGACCAGGCCAAGUCGGUCGUGCUCACGGCUGUCAAACGGCAGGCUGAAGGAGAAGACGCGGACUGGUCAUUAGUAGCCAUCUUCGCCACUGCCGAUCCUCUACGCCCCGAGUCCCAGCCCGUCAUUAACACUCUUCACAAGCGAGGAGUGGCAGUCUGGAUGAUCUCUGGUGAUAAUGCCAAGACCGCGAACGCGGUUGCCGCCAUGGUCGGCAUCAAGCCGGAGCGUGUCAUCGCCGGUGUCCUGCCUGAACAAAAGGCGGAGCAAGUCAAGUACCUGCAGAAGAGCCAGACCGUCACCGAGGGCCGCUUCAUGGGGGUAGGCCCCAAGAGGACCCGCAGGCCGAUCGUGGCCAUGGUCGGCGACGGCGUCAACGACUCGCCGGCCUUGACCGUCGCCGACGUCGGCAUAGCCAUUGGCUCCGGAUCGGACGUGGCCAUCUCGGCCGCCGAGUUUGUUCUCGUCAACUCGAGCCUGCAGACCAUCCUCACUCUCACCAGUCUCAGCCGGGCUGUCUUUCGGCGCGUCAAGUUCAACUUCGCGUGGGCUCUGGUCUACAACGUUGUUGCGCUGCCCAUCGCCGCCGGUGUGAUAUACCCUAUCAAGUCCAACGGUGGGCACACGCGGCUGGAUCCGGCCUGGGCAGCGCUGGCGAUGGCUCUCAGCAGUCUGAGUGUCAUUUGCAGCAGUCUCGUGCUGAGGUCUCGGCUUCCCUUGGUCGGAUAUCGAGGAUAG